GAGGCUCCGCAAAAUGGCCCGCCUCGACCCGGAUCUCCACCAGCAGCCCCGGCUCAGCCGCGCGCAGAAAGCAAAGUCCGGAGGAGGAGGAGGAGGCGGCGCCUGCGAAGCCCGGCCUGCGGGGCGGGGGCGGCUUCUCUCGCUCCCUCGGCGCGCCUCCUUUCGGCCUUCGGCUGCCUUCCCAGCUACUGUGGCUGGGGGGUCCUCUGCCUUCCUCCACGGUCAGGCCGAGCCAAGAUCAUGGUGCCUGAGCUGGAGAAAGCCACUGUCCGGAUGGAAGAUGCUGAACAAGUGAAAAAUAUUAUUUCAAGGCUCAGAAAAGGGGGACCGGACCAACUUCAGGUAAUUUCUGAUUUUGACAUGACUCUCACUCGGUUUGGGUUCAAUGGACAACGCUGCCCCACCUCGCACAAUAUAAUAGAUAACAGCCGGAUCAUCAGUGAAGAAGGCAAGAAAAAGCUAGCAGAUCUGCUCCACUAUUACUAUCCUAUUGAAAUUGACCCCUACCGGAUUGUGGAAGAUAAACUGCCCCUCAUGGUUGAAUGGUGGACCAAGGCCCACAGUGUCCUCUCACAGCAGAAGAUUCUGAAAAGUGACAUCCCCCAGAUGGUGAAAGAAUCAGACGUCAUGCUCAGAGAUGGCAUCAAUGUUUUCUUCGACCAGCUGUACCAGAGCCGGGUUCCCCUGUUCAUCUUCUCUGCCGGGGUGGGCGAUAUUCUGGAGGAGAUCAUCCAUCAGGCUGGCGUCUUCCACCCCAAUGUCAACGUGGUCUCCAACUAUAUGGACUUUGAUGACUGUGGAGUCCUGAGGGGGUUCAAAGAGCCCUUGAUCCACACCUACAACAAGAACAACACCGUUCUGGAGAACACAGACUAUUUCCAGCAGCUAUGCACGAGGACCAACAUCUUACUUCUCGGGGACUCUAUGGGUGACCUCAGUAUGGCCGAUGGGGUUGCCAAUGUAGAGAACAUCCUCCGAGUUGGCUUCCUGAAUGACAGAAUUGAGGAACGUCGAGAAAAGUACGUUGAGGCUUACGAUGUUGUGCUGGAGAAGGACGAGACGAUGGACGUGCCCAAUGGCAUUCUCCGGUUCAUCCUGGCCAAAACCUGAACUUUGCAGCCGAAGACACUCAGAUUACAGUGCAGCCUCUUGUGGAGGGUAGAUGUGCUUUGUGUGUGUGAAAUGAUCUCUAAAGUUUCCUGCUCUAUCUUGGUGUCUUGCAAAUGCACACCAGCUCAACCUUUUUAAAGAAAUGUACAGUCAGUGCCAGGGCGAGGAGAGGAUGUUCCAUUUUUCAACCACUCUGCUCCUUGUUAAAGCUGAAUUCCAGUUUCAAGGAGAUGUGCAGUCAAGUGCUUACUGCAUUUUCGUUCCUUUAAAACUGCAGUCCACACUAACACUGGCUCUGUAAUAACCAUUUUAGAGUUGACUACUCAGUGAUGCCCAGUUUGCAACAAGCCAGCUGCGUGGCCUCUCCCUUGCAUACACAAAACUAAACUGUUUGUAUACCUGUUAGAUUUGCUGUGGUAUGCAGUUGCAGCCAUGGUAAAGACCUUACUUUCACAAGAAUGUAUCUAUUCUAAGAAAGGAUUUCAAAGAACAAUCAGGAAUCUAAUCAGAUAGGAUCUGUCCCUGCUGGUAAAAGGAUAGAGACUUUAUGCAGUUAGGGAGCAUUCAGCCAAUCAAAUUUAAAACAAAUUCUUGUAAAAAGCUAUUAAUCAAAGGUUAAUACUGUUGGGACGGCACAGUUCCUCUGUAGCCACAUGAUUCUUGGUAUUUGAACAUCUUCCUUAGCAGCUCUUCACUUUCAAUUUUUUUCUUGCAUCAUUUCAGCUGUGCAGCUUACAGAUUGUCUCCUACUACUUCUCCUCUACCUAUAUUUUUUUAUCAUGCAUUGCUCCUGAUCUCCUCAGAGCAACGGAAGACAUUAAAAAGGGCAACAAACCUUAGAAAGAUCACUGCAAAGAUUCAUUCUCAAGAGUUUACAGGAUAUCUUUUACACUGUAUUUUGGUUUCACAAAAACGUAAACUGUUAGUUUUCCAAACCAAAUUUAAAGAUAAAUAUUUUUGUCUCGGGAUCCAAACAUGUUGAACUGUUUUGUUCUAGAGAUGGAUAAAGACGAUAAUAAAAGAUUUCCUGCUCUGAAAAAAAA
This is a messenger RNA of Sphaerodactylus townsendi, 2153 nucleotides long. RefSeq names its product 5'-nucleotidase, cytosolic IIIB (gene NT5C3B). NCBI's taxonomy places the organism in Eukaryota, Metazoa, Chordata, Lepidosauria, Squamata, Sphaerodactylidae. Bases 241 to 1110 code for a protein of 289 amino acids. The record is from RefSeq and is a predicted model, not a curated record. Gene Ontology annotation, molecular function: 5'-nucleotidase activity; magnesium ion binding. Gene Ontology annotation, cellular component: cytoplasm. The transcript is spliced from 9 exons.